CCGCUCCUCCCCACUCCCGCCCCCGGCCCGAUCACUGGCCGUCGUGCUGGGCGGACCCCGGGACCGGUCCCCACCCCUGCUCCGCCCCCUCCGGGUAGGAAACUCCGAGGAGUGAUUCACGCGUGAUUCAACCGCGCCACCGAGCGCGGUGCUGCCCUUCGGUCCGGCGGCUCCAGGUGCUGCGGGGAACCGGGUCCCCCGGCCCCCAGCGCUCCCCGCCCGGUCCCCGGGUCGCCCAGGCCGGCGACCCCGACGUCCGGCCUGAGUGGGCAGGUCUUGGGGCUGAAAGCGGGGGCGCUUUGGAAGCAGUUCUCGAGGUGGAGGGAAAGGAUUCUUCUCUACCGUUUGGAGACCCAGUGCUGUCCCGGCCGGUGGGAGCGGCAGCAUUGACGGGGUCUGACGGCAGGUCAGUGGGAGGUGCUGUUCCGGGAGGAAGAGAACUUGAGAGGGAACGGCUCAGAAGGUGAAGCACAGAGCAUUUUCUGCGACUCUCCUACGUGCCUGUAAGACUCUUCUGUGAAAACUCACUGGGUUCUCCCUUCACCUAAAAGCUCCUGAAACCUCCAUUCUUCAAAGUGUUCUUCAUCAAGAAGGGAUGUUCACAGAAACUAUAAUCCUUAGAAGAAGGAGGACUUCAGACACUGAAGGGGAGAAGAGCGUUUUCCUGGCAAGAGCAGAGUGUUUCAGGAGGAGGUGACGACAGGCAUGGAGAUUGGAAAGAGAGGUGCUGGGCCAAAGGAGAAGAAGCUUCUGGUCCAACAGAGACAAGAAUUUGGAUUGAUGGAGCCUAACAGCAUGAGGAUGCUUCCUUGGGAACCUUGACAACAUAUUGUGAGGAGGCCCGUGCCACACGGAGAAGCUGACAUGGAGAGGAACUCAGCCCUCCCGCCAGCAGGCAGUUCCAAUUUGCCAGGCAUGUCUGACUUUUCUCCUGCACUGCCUCCUUCCUGCCUGGGGCAACCGGGGACUCAGCCUCUGCCCUGUGAGAGAAGAGAGAGGAGAUUCACCUGGUGAAUUCCUUGUGGCCCAAGUGCAAGAGGCUGGAAGGACCUCCUCUAGAGAAGCACUGCACAGGAGACGCAUCGGCAGAGCGAGGCGCUAAUUAGGACGCGCGCAGGAUCCUGGCUGAGCCGGCUGCGCUGGAGCGGCCGCGGACUCCGCGCUUCGGUCGGCGAGAUGGGCAUCCCGGGAACCACCACCGCGCAGGUGGUGGACGCCGAGGGCCUGGGAACACGGCGGCCCUCCCGCUGACAGGUGACUGCCCCGGGCGGGCCCGGAGCCGCUCCGGUGACGCCGAGGGCCAAGCUCGAGGCUCGCGGAGGCGGCCGCGGGGCGGCGCUGCGCCCCUUCCGGCCGCUGGGCCUUCUGGCCGCAGGCUCCUCUGCCGCGGGGCGCUUCGUGGGCUCCCAGUCUUCGGCCCGGCGCCGCGGCACAGGAUGCAGUGUCCCGGCGCCGAGUACCUGGUUUCUGCAGAGAGAACCCCCCGGAAAAGAGAGUGGAGACCUCAGAUUUAUAGGAAGUGCACAGAUACGACAUGGCUAUUCCUCUUCUUUCUCUUUUGGACUGGUUUGCUGUUCAUCAUGGGCUACUCGAUGGUGGCGGGAGCCACGGGAAGACUCCUCUUUGGCUAUGACAGCUUUGGCAACGUGUGUGGCAAGAAGAACUCCCCUGUAGAAGGGGCCCCUCUUUCAGGGCAGGACAUGACCCUGAAAAGACACGUAUUCUUUAUGAAUUCCUGCAACCCGGAAGUCAAGGACGUGAGGCUCAGUUCCACCAUCCUGUGCGUGUCGAGCUGCCCUGAAGAGCAGCUUGAUACCCUGGAAGAGGUCCAGCUCUUUGCAGACAAGAAUGGGUCCUUCCUGUGUGUUUACAGUUUGAAUUCCAUCAACUACACCCAGAAUCCAAAUGCAGACUCAUUGUGUCCCAGGCUGCCGGUUCCUCCGAGCAAGUCUUUCCCCUUGUUUAACAGAUGCGUCCCUCAAACACCCGAGUGCUAUUCCUUGUUUGCAUCUGUUUUGAUAAAUGAUGUUGACACCCUCCAUCAAAUUCUAAGUGGAAUAAUGUCAGGAAGAGACACAAUCCUUGGUCUGUGUAUCCUCGCAUUAGCCUUGUCUUUGGCCAUGAUGUUCACCUUCUGGUUCAUCACCACCCUUCUGGUUCACAUUUUCAUUGCACUGACUAUUUCGGGACUGCUGUUUGUCUGUGGUGUCUUAUGGUGGCUGUAUUACGACUAUACCCAUGACCUCAGCAUAGAAUUGGACACAGAAAGGGAAAAUAUGAAGUGUUUGCUGGGGUUUGCUCUUGUAUCUACAGUAAUCACGGCAGUUCUGCUCAGCUUGAUUUUUGUCUUCAGAAAGAGAAUAAAAUUGACAGUCGAACUUUUCCAAGUCAUAAAUAAAGCCAUCAGCAACUCUCCAUUCCUGCUGUUCCAACCACUAUGGACUUUCGCCAUCCUCAUUUUCUUCUGGGUCCUCUGGGUGGCCGUGCUGCUGAGCCUGGGAACUGCAGGAGCUGCACAGGUUAUUGAAGGUGGCCAAGUGGAAUAUAAGCCUAUUUUAGGCAUUCGGUAUAUGUGGUGGUACCAUUUGAUUGGCCUCAUCUGGACCAGCGAAUUCAUCCUUGCGUGCCAGCAAAUGACUGUAGCCGGCGCACUUGUUACUUGCUAUUUCAACAGAAAUAAAAAUGACCCUCCUGAUCGCCCAAUCCUUUGGUCUCUCUCCACUCUUUUCUGCUACCAUCAAGGAACAGCCAUAAAAGGGUCAUUUUUAAUCACUGUGGCAAGGAUUCCAAGAACCAUUCUCAAGUACAUUUACAACACUCUGAAAGACAAGCAUAAUGCAUGGUCGACGUACAUGUUCAGAUGCUGCUUCUGCUGUUUCUGGUGUCUUGACAAAUGCCUGUGCCAUCUCAACCAGAAUGCGUAUGCUGCAACUGCCAUUAAUGGGACAGAUUUUUGUACAUCAGCAAAAGAUGCGCUCAAACUCUUAUCCAAGAAUUCAAGUCAUUUCACAUCUGUUAACUGCUUUGGAGACUUCAUAAUUUUUCUAGGAAAGGUGUUGGUGAUGUGUCUCACUGUUUUUGGAGGACUGAUGGCAUUUAACUACAACCGUGCCCUCCAGGUGUGGGCAGUCCCUCUGCUGCUGGUUGCUUUUUUUGCCUACUUUGUAGCCCAUAGUUUCUUAUCUGUGUUUGAAACUGUGCUGGAUGCACUCUUCCUGUGUUUUGCUGCUGAUCUGGAAACAAAUGAUGGAUCGUCGGAAAAGCCCUACUUUAUGGACCAAGAGUUUUUGAGUUUUGUAAAAAGGAUCAACAAGUUAAAAGACACGAGAGCACAGGGGGAGGAGAACUCACUAAGGAACGAGGAGGGAACAGAACUCCAACCCGUUGUGUGAUAGGUGCCCAUUAGAGUGUUGCCCCUGGAAAGUGUCCUUCUUCUAAGAGCCAUUCACAGAAUAAAUGGUAAGGCCGAAAGACCCUA
Felis catus (domestic cat) is the source of this 3478-nucleotide messenger RNA. RefSeq names its product solute carrier family 44 member 3 (gene SLC44A3). Lineage: Eukaryota; Metazoa; Chordata; Mammalia; Carnivora; Felidae. Gene Ontology annotation, molecular function: transmembrane transporter activity. Gene Ontology annotation, cellular component: membrane. Gene Ontology annotation, biological process: transmembrane transport. The record is from RefSeq and is a predicted model, not a curated record.